CUAGUCCCCACUGCCGUCACAGCAGGUCGGCUUGGCCGUCCCGGCGGGAGCUAUCGAGCAGACGUUUCGGCAGUGGGACGGGCGCUCUCCACUCGGCAGCCACCUACUGAAGCGCAUCGUCUAGGCGGGCCACCUGCUGCCGAGGGCACCUACCGCCUCCCGCUGCUUGCGGAGCCACCAAGCCCUGUGUCUAGGUCGUUUGGGAAGCGCCUUGGAGAGUCAAGAAUAAAAUUGCAGGUCAAACAAUGGAUGACUGGAAAAGUCGGCUUGUAAUCAAGAGCAUGCUUCCCCAUUUCACCGUGGUGGGAAAUCGUCAGGAGCCCAGAAAGCUCCAGGAAUCGCCACAGGGAACCCUUAAGAGGAGACAGGAAGGAGACAACUUCCAGUUUCCAGGCAUGGCUGACGGGGGUUACCCUAAUAAAAUCAAGAGGCCUUGCCUUGAGGACGUCACCCUUUCUAUGGGCCCUGGUGCCCACCCCAGCACACCGUGUGCAGAGCUGCAGGUCGCUCCGUUACCAGUGAACCCUAGCCCUGCAGCUAUGGGAGUAGCUGGCCAUCCGUUACUAAUCGAGAAUAAUCCCGUGAACGGCAACGUGAUGGGCACACCGUUUGUGGUACCACCGACUGCAGAAUUGGGGCUAAAAGGGCCCACUGUCCCUUACUAUGACAAAACCAACAGCAUGCCAGCUGUGGACCAGGAACUUCAAGAUCUGCUGGAGGAGCUAACAAAAAUUCAGGAACCUUCUCCGAGUGAGCUCGAUCUUGAGAAGAUACUGGGGAGCAAGCCGGAAGAACCGCUGGUCUUGGAUCACCCUCAGGCGGGCCUCGGCACAGCUCCCAAGCCUUCGGCUCAGAUGCCGCACUUGGAGAGCCUUGCUUCCGGCAAAGAGUUUGCUUCCAGUUGCAGCCAGGUCCCUGGCGUGUCACUUCAAAUCCCGCCCUCCUCUGCAGGGGUCAGCUAUGCGAUUCCCUCCACCAGUAAGCAGCUCGUCUCACCUAGUUCUUCCACAGCACAGGCCAAGAACCAGGUCCAGGCGAUGCUCCCUGUCGCUUUGCCCCCACUUCCGGUGCCUCAGUGGCAUCAUGCCCACCAGCUGAAGGUGUUGGCGGCCAGCAAGCAGGGAUCUGCUACAAAGCAGCCAGGGCCCACUCCCAGUUGGUCUGGCCUGCCUCCUACAGGCCUCUCCCCACCUUACCGCCCAGUGCCAUCGCCACACCCGCCGCCACCAUUCAGCCCUCAGAGCCUCAUGGUAUCCUGCAUGUCGUCCAGCAACCUGCCAGGGAGCACUCUCCAAGGCUCUCCCAAUGCCUUGCUCUCGAGCAUGGUGUCUGGCAGCAGUGCUGCCCUUGGGCCCGCCAUGCCCUAUGCUCCCGAGAAGCUCCCCAGCCCAGCUCUCAGUCAGCAGCCACAGUUCAGCCCGCAGAACUCCAUUCUUGCCAACCUGGUGUCCUCUACCAUUAAAAAUCCUCAAGGACACCUGAUGUCUGCUCUGCCCACCAGCAACCCUGGGCCGUCCCCCCCUUACCGCCCGGAGAAGCUGUCCAGCCCAGGCUUGCCACAGCAGUCUUUCACGCCACAGUGCUCCCUGCUCCGGAGCCUCACGCCCGCCAGUAACCCACUCAGCCAGCAGCAGCAGCAGCAGCAGCAGCAGCAGCAGCAGCAGCAAGCAAAUGCCGUCUUCAAGCCCAUGGUCACCAACUCACCCAAAACUCUGAGCAUGAUCAUGCAUCAGGGGCUGGCCAGCCCCAGCCCGGGAGCCCCGGAGCCAUUUAGUUUUGGCAACACCAAGCCUUUGUCACAUUUCAUUGCUGAGCCUGGCCCCCAGAAACUGCCCUCCAUGCCUGCCACCUCUAGGCAGCCUUCCCUGCUCCACUACCUGCAGCAGCCGACGCCAGCACAGGCCUCUUCUGCCACUGCCUCCUCCACCGCCACCACCAGCUUGCAGCUGCCGCCGCAGCAGCCCGACCACUCUGCGUUCCUCCUGCAGCAGAUGAUGCAGCAGCCCCAGCGCUUUCCGCGAUCAGGAGCCUCGGACUCCAUGCCUUCUCUGCCCAGACAGGCCUGUUGCCAUCUGUUUUCGUGGACUUCUGCGGCUGGCUCAGGGGAGCGCCAGCAUCAGCACUGCAACUCUUACCCUAGCAGGCAAGAUCCUCAGCCUGGAGACGUGUCACCAUCCAACAUUACUCAUGUAGACAAAGCCUGCAAGCUUGGGGAAGCCAGGCCCCCCCAGGUCAGCCUCGGGCGACAGCCCCCAUCCUGCCAGGCCCUGGGGAGCGAGUCCUUCCUGCCCGGCAGCUCCUUUGCUCAUGAGCUGGCCCGAGUCACCUCCUCGUACAGCACCUCAGAGGCAGCGCCCUGGGGCGGCUGGGAUCCGAAGGCCUGGAGGCAGGUGCCCGCUCCACUACUGCCUAGCUGCGACGCCGUAGCAAGAGAAACAGAGAUCAGGUCUUAUGGCAAUGACCCCUGAACAGCGGAGUACAUGUGUCGCCCAACAGAUGAGUCAGUUUCAAGCCGUCCAAGAGCAAGUCACCUCCAAGUGUAGCCGGACCAAGGCAAGCCCCCCAUCCAGCCAGCACAUGAUGCCACCCAGAGCUGGGCUCCUUCAGAACCCUCUGAGUCCAGGAAUGACCCCACCCACCAGGCACCAGAGCCGUGAGGGCAUGGGCAUGAUCCCACCGACGCCAGGCAAGCAGCAAGGAAUUUUCAGCUCCCGCCCCCCAUUUCCCAUACCCCCCCGCUCAGCCCAGAACCCCCUGGGCAGCCUCAACUCUGUCUGCCGGCGUAUGCAGAUUCCCAGGGCCACUCCCUCAGGAGUACCCCUGCCUGGGUUCUGUCCCAGCCCCCUGGGCAGCCAGCCCCUGAGUCCCCACCAGCUCAGACAGCCCUGUGUGCCAAGAAUGUCCACCAUGUUCAACAAUGCUGCAUGGGCGGCGGCGGCAGUAGCUGCUGCGACCACAGCGAGCUCUAGGGAACCAGCCCCAAGCCAAGUAGAUAAUAGCAUCCAGCAGCAUUUUGAUAGCAACUCAAUGUUCGCCAAGGCACCCGUGAGAGUGCCCCUGGUGGCCCCAGCCUUUCCAUCGCAGCAGGCAGUUGUGCCCCCCAAUCAGGUAGCCCCAGGAGGCAGGCCUGGCCAGAAGGUGAGUGCCACCCUGGCCAACCCCAGCUUCAGCCUGCUGGGCAGCCAGAGCCUCAGACAGAGCCCGGUACGGGGUCCCGUGCCUGUGCUGAACGCCACCAAGUCCCUCCAGCAGGGUAUGGCCAGCUUUGGUCCCAUGAGUCCCAUACAGGGCAUUGAGCCGCCAAGCUAUGUGGCCGCCGCCGCCGCUGCUGCUGCUGCCUCUGCCAUUGCUGCCAGCCAGUCCCCAGGCCCAUUUAACAGGAUGGGUACCCCUCCUGAGCUGCCACCCUACGACUUUUUGCCCCAGCCCCAGCCCCCACUGAACGAUCUGAUUUCCCCACCUGACUGCAGUGAGGUGGACUUCAUUGAAGCUCUCUUGAAAGGCCCCAGCGCAAGCCCAGAUGAAGACUGGGUGUGCGACCUGAGGCUGAUCGAUGACAUUUUGGAACAGCAUGCUGCUGCCCAAAAUGCCGCAGCCCGGAAUGCGGGCCAAGUCACCCAGAAUGCUGUGGAGCUUUAAACGCCCCUAGAAACCCUCACGCCGGCAUCACUCUAGGCAGCCGCGUGAAGCCACAGCAAGUUCACUGCUGGCCUCACAGCCACGCAGUCGUUUCCUUGUUAUAAUUCGAGUGGCAUCAGCCCAUGCCCAUCCCUCGCUCUACCUGUGACAAAAUGGAAAGCUGGUGAUUUUUCAAGCUACCUGUACAUAUUUGAAAAUUUUGUAAAUGGUUUUCCUAAACAUUAAUGACAGAAGUAUUUAUACUUCGUUUUGUGACUUUGUAAAUAAAGUGACGGCUUUCGUUUCAGUAGUUGUGUUUAUUCCGCAUUGUUUGUGUUUAUUCUACAUUGUUGCAAAUACGCAGACUGUGCUGUUCGCUCCAGUGACACCUUAUAAGCCAGGUAGCCGAGUCGCUGAUGGUAUUGCUGCAGUGAGAGAUGUGGAUAUGACCAGGAGGUGUUGUGCAGACUGACACAUGCCAAACAGAAAACCACUUGGCCGUUUAUUUCCAUUUUCACAAAAAGUUCUAUCGCCUUGUGUGAUUCUUAGUCUCCUUUGCAAACCUGUCGGUCUCCGCUAGCUCCCUCCUGAUGAGCACCACAGCAGAAGCCGUUUGGUCGUCAGUGUCCGCGGAGGACACUUGCAGGGCUGAGAGAGUUCUGUAGGUUUAGGAACGGGGAAGAGAGCGUGUGAGCUGAGCACUGUCUUUACCAUCCACCUUGAGAAUCUCGCGUGUCCUCCCUGUAUCAUCCAGACGGAGAGAAAACCUGGGUUUGCACUUCUCCAGCGGCACCUUUGCAGGGUGGAGGUGGGACGGUCAUGGUUCGAAGCCUUUCAGUAUUUGUUUUGAUGUAAGGCUCUGUGGUUUGGGGGAAGAAAAGUCUGUAAACAUUAAUAGUUGAUUUGCGGUUUGUCUUGAUGGUUUCUAUCUGCAAUUAUCGUCAUGUAUAUUUAAGUGUCUGUUAUAGAAAACCCACCUCCACUGUCCUGUAAACUUUUCUCAGUGUCCAGACUCUGUGUAAUCACAUUUUAAUUGCCAUCUUGUAUUUCGCCUCUACAUUUGAAAUCUGGCAUCUGUUUCCAGCCAGUGCGUUUUUUCUUCGUUCUGUAAUAAACAGCCAGGAGAAAAGUG
Molecule: messenger RNA, 4750 nt
Organism: Equus caballus (horse)
Lineage: Eukaryota; Metazoa; Chordata; Mammalia; Perissodactyla; Equidae
Source: RefSeq, a predicted model, not a curated record